GGAGCCGGGGAGAGAGGGAGGCAGUGCUCGCAAGUGCAAGCCGGGACCCUUGCCCCGGCCCGACCAUUCCCCGGAUUCCCCGGGCUGGCACGGCCGCAGGCCGUCGCGGGGCUGUGAGCGGGGCCGUGCUGCCCCCCGCCGCGCCCCCCAGCCACCCCGUGCAUUUCCUCGCCUGUACACGGACCCCGCCCGCGGAGAGCCCCGCACGCCCGGCCGCGGACAUGAGGCUCCGACUGCUCCUCUGCAUCGCGUUCCUGCUGCUGGCGAGCCUGCUCCCCGCCGACGGACAGCGGCCAGCCAGCGUGGCCCUGCGCAGGAAGCCCCACCGGCACGGCUGCUCCCACCGGCGCUGCGUGCCGCUGCACUCCCGGGUGCCCUUCCCCUGAGCCGCCAGCAAGUUCAUAAUGGGCUUUUCAGUGUUUUAAAGAAGCAACAAUUAAACCAAUAGAGAAUUUAGCCAGAAGUCCCGAUCGACAACAGCCGACCUGAUAGAGCCACCACAGCCUAUCUGUCGCAUUCCGCAAGACCUGAAACAACGGCCACUGGCUCACACCCUAGGAAGUGGGGAGGAGAGGGGGAAACAGAGGGUGGUGACGGGAGGAUGUACCUGGUUGAAACAUUCUAUAUAAAUUCUUGGGCUGUCAUAACAAGUGAAAGUUAAAAACCAAGUAUCAGGUACCCAAGAUGGAUUUCCAGUGGCAUUAAGAAGUAUCUGUCCAAGGGGAUUCUUAAUGGUCUGUUACUGUUCAGACUGACAGUACCUGCAUGUGCUGUUGACAUUUCAGGCUGUUUAGGGUGAAAUAAUGUCAGACUUCAGCACAGAACCGUGAAAGUCCAUUUUUUGUUUAUACUUUUAUAUUUCAAUAAUAUAGACAUAUCUGUUUUAACACCUAACAUUACAUCUUUAUGGAAUUACUUUAAUAAUCGCGUAGAAUAUAUUACUGUAAUAGUACCAGAGUCAGAACCACACUAGUGCUCCUACUGGCUUCACAUAUAGUAUGCAUAGUAAGAGUUUACAAUGUAGGAAAGCAAAGCAGAGUAUUAUCCCUCCUUCUGUGGAUAAAGAAUUGAAGCACACAGAGAUAAGAGAUUAGCCAAGGGUCAUGCAAAACUGAUAACUCGGAUCUCUCAAGUCAGGCCUUAAGGUCAAGCCCAUCCUCCUGUUUAAUGAGCUGUUACUGCAAAGCCUAUCAUUUAUUUUCUUAAACUGGGCUGCCAAACCAGACAGCUAAAACAUACUUGAAAAUUCAGUACUACAGAACUAUUUGCUUAAUAGCAGUUUUCCUAAAAUACCCACUACAGUAUUAUAAAUAGAGCACAAAAAUAGACCAUUGAAAAGAAACCUUUGUUUGGUCAACCUCAGCGUUGCACAGUACUCUAUUCCUGUAAUUUAAAUGAAUGGGAUAUUUGUAACUCGCACUACAAUGAAUGAGAACUUCAAACAGAAAGCAGGCUGUUCUUUCCAGCAGUGGAGGUCAAGAAUACGUUGAGCUUUUAUUUUACUUUUUUUUUUUUUAAAAAUACACGUUUCACAUCUCCUUUUUGUAUCAGCAGAAAUUGCAAACCUACAUAUAAAGGGAAAACACGGCAGUCCUUUCAUUAGCAGAACUAAAACAAACCUGAAAAUAAGUCAUACCCAGAUUUUUCAGUUGUUGCACUAGACUUGAAAUGUCAAUAUUUUUUGUAAAUAAAAAAGAUGAGCAAAGAUCAGCAGUGUCAUGGCUUAAAUCCAGUAUUAGAAUUUUGUCUUGCAACACAUAGUUUCUAGUAAGUGAAAAAACAGCAAUCGGGGAAAACCGGAUAGCUGAAACUUUCUAAUCAGUGUCUGUAUGUAAUCCUUUAUCUCUAAGAACUUGAAACCUUAAUCAGAUUCAUACUGGCAGAGCUUAACAGGACUUUCAAACUUCUCUGUAUAGAAAAAGAAUUAGAAUUUAACAUCACACCCUGUUAUGGAGUUUUGGCAAAUCAUCAUGCAAAGAUUUGUUAAACUUGCCUAUACCAAGAAACAGCCCUGCAGGUAAACCUUUGGAGUUUUGAAAAAAAUGCAGUUUUCCAAAAUUGGGGGAAUACUACCACUAAUUUAAUUUUUUAAUUUAUUUAACUUAGCUUUCAUAGAUAUCCAUGGCUAUCUCUGUUUAGAAGUACAGGUAAAGAGUAUGGGAAAGCAAGAAAGGUGAAGAGUAACUAUUUAACAGUUCUGUCUUAUAUAAAUGAGUAUAUGGGCUUAAUGUGACACUGGCUAUUUGGUAUAACCAUAAUUAUUCAGUUAACUUUGAUAAAAUCUUAAGAAAAACAUAAGGUCUCUAUCAGAGAGCUAUAUAUGCAUGUUACCUUACAGAUGUAAAAAAUAAAUAAACCAACAUUUACCAAAGCACCCUAGAUGAA
Falco peregrinus (peregrine falcon) is the source of this 2385-nucleotide messenger RNA. It is a transcript of the gene APELA, whose product is annotated as apelin receptor early endogenous ligand. The coding region runs from base 222 to 386 and encodes 54 amino acids. Gene Ontology annotation, molecular function: apelin receptor binding. Lineage: Eukaryota; Metazoa; Chordata; Aves; Falconiformes; Falconidae. The transcript is spliced from 3 exons. The record is from RefSeq and is a predicted model, not a curated record. Gene Ontology annotation, biological process: heart development; apelin receptor signaling pathway.